Messenger RNA from Pundamilia nyererei, 914 nucleotides. RefSeq names its product probable G-protein coupled receptor 158. Bases 33 to 914 code for a protein of 293 amino acids. Gene Ontology annotation, molecular function: G protein-coupled receptor activity. The record is from RefSeq and is a predicted model, not a curated record. Lineage: Eukaryota; Metazoa; Chordata; Actinopteri; Cichliformes; Cichlidae. The transcript has 6 exons. Gene Ontology annotation, biological process: G protein-coupled receptor signaling pathway. Gene Ontology annotation, cellular component: membrane.
GAGCCCCUGUGAAUGAGAGUGACAGCAAUGGUAUGUGUUACCCGAACAUGCCCAUCUGUCUCCCCUGCUGGCCGGGCUGUAAGAGCUGCCAGGACGGUACCCCAUGCUGGGUGCAGGAGGACUGGCUUCUUAGGUCUGGUGUGCUCGCCAUCCAGGGGGUCUUCAUGCUCCUCAUUUUCAUCAGCAUGCUGGUGGCCUACCGGCAUCGUCGCAACCGGCGGAUCCGGGCUUCUGGCCUGCUGCUGCUGGAGACAAUCUUGUUCGGCUCCCUGCUCCUCUACUUCCCGGUCUUUAUCAUGUACUUCAGGCCAAGCACCUUCAGGUGCAUCCUGCUCCGCUGGGUGCGAAUGCUUGGUUUCUCCAUUGUCUACGGCACAGUCACACUUAAGAUGUACAGAGUACUGAAGGUGUUCCUGUCACGCACAGCCCAGAGAAUGCCCUACAUGUCCAGCCUCCAUUUACUGAGAAUUCUGGGAGUGAUGCUGAUGACAGUCAGCUGGUUCCUGUGUGCAUGGACGGUGGGUGUUAUGCAGAAUCGUGACAGAAACAUUCCAGUCUUCAUCACAACCAACACACCUGAUGGACAGGGCUUCAACAUGUGUUACCUUGACCGCUGGGACUACAUGAUGGCUGUAGCUGAGCUUCUGUUCCUGUGCUGGGGGAGUUCACUGUGGACUGCUGUAAGGCCAGUACCCUCAGCUUUCCAUGAACCUCGUUACAUGGGCAUCGCCAUCCACAAUGAGCUGCUUCUCUCCUCUCUGUUCCACCUGUUCCGAUUUACCUUUCCAUCUCUUCAUCCUGAUUGGAUGCUUCUGCUCUCCUUCACACACACCCAUGUCACCAUCACUGUGACACUCGCCCUGCUCUUUGUUCCCAAGGUAUUCCACAUUUUUAUGUCCAUAGUGCCACAGUAG